AUGCCUGUUCGCUUCUGCACCUUAUUCGUUUCGCUCGAACGGCAGUGCUCAUUGCCUCUACACUCGCGAAACUUUUCAACCCUGUCAGUACCGGCAAUGACGACUGCUUCGACCUCAACCAACGACCACGCCGCGACGGCCCCGCAAUUGCCCCCGAUGCAACUCUCCGGCGCCCUAGACACGACGGCGUGUAUCGCACUCCACUCGCUUACCCCGACUUCCAAUACGACCCGGCAAAAACCAUUUAAGCCAAAUUGCGCUGCUUUCGACCACACUUCUACUAAACCGGUCCGGUUUGCUUGUUGGGAUGCCCAAAUGUACUACAUUACAUUACAACAUUGUAAAACUCCCCGCUCGUCCUCCUCUUGCCAUAGUCUUCAUACUCUCCUCGGCUUAGGCCCCCAAGCAGAAUAGCAUCCAUACAUAAUGCCGCGAGUAAAUGGUGCAUUUACAAAUCACGCGCGCGCGUUUACCCCCGAACCUUGACGCAUCUACCCCCGGAAGUAAGGUGCAAAGUUCACUUACAAAUGGUGCAUUCUUCGCGCAAGUUGGUGCGUUUGCCAAUCAAGGAUGGUAUCUACCAACGUGAUCAGCAAAGUGGGCACGCGCGAGACCGUCGAUUAAAGAUUCGCACCGGGGGGGUUAAGGGGGGUUAA
Microbotryum saponariae is the source of this 656-nucleotide messenger RNA. NCBI's taxonomy places the organism in Eukaryota, Fungi, Basidiomycota, Microbotryomycetes, Microbotryales, Microbotryaceae. The record is from the annotation of a GenBank genome assembly.